UUACGUCUACCGUCUACGUGUCAGUUUAUCAAUGGCUUACACCCUUCCAUCUCUUCGUCUCUUCAACCCCUCCGGUUCCGCCUUCUCGAGCACAAAAUUUAGUGGCACUUUACACGCGGCCUCUUUCUCGAACCAGACGAGUCGACUCACCUCUCACUCAAUGAGUCAACCCGCCGUCACGGAUUCCAGCACUCUGUCGACACCUGAAGUUGCUCCGUCACCGCCAGACAACGCCGAUGUUGUGGUCCAGUACGUGGUGCUCCGGCGAGACCUGAUCGAUACUUGGCCAUUAGGCAGUGUGGUCACUCAAGGUUGCCACGCUUCUGUUUCCGCCGUUUGGUCCAACAAAGACGAUCCUGUCACAAUCGAUUAUUGCAGCCCUGAUAAAAUCGAUUCUAUGCAUAAAGUCACACUUGAAGUGAAAGGAGAACCCCAGAUCAAAAACUUGUCCGAGAAGCUGAAAUCUGGUGGUAUCAUACACAAACUGUGGAUUGAGCAACCUGAAAACAUCCCUACUUGCCUUGCCACAAAACCUUACCCUAAAUCAAUUGUAUCUUCAUAUUUUAAGAAGUUGAAACUCUGCAAGUGAUCUCAUAUUUGAUAUUAUCUUUUUUUCUUCCUGAACAGUGAUUGUUUCAGAUUUCUCAUUCUUUGCCUUUUCUCUUAAAAAGCAUCAAAGCUUCAAAUCGAGCCUGUCAUCGGCAAGGACAUUAACACUCUAAACCUGAUUUUUCUACUAUUAAUCCUCUACCUUUUCUGUUAUAUUUUGUUAAACUUUUUAGGAAAUUUCGGAUUACUUAACUCCGUAUUAGGCUGAUUAUGUUGUUUGAAGAUAUCUUAACUUCUAUGAUGUAAUUGGACAAGUCAAUUGUUGUU
Molecule: messenger RNA, 876 nt
Organism: Vicia villosa (hairy vetch)
Lineage: Eukaryota; Viridiplantae; Streptophyta; Magnoliopsida; Fabales; Fabaceae
Exons: 2
Coding region: 32-589 (185 amino acids)
Molecular function (GO): peptidyl-tRNA hydrolase activity
Source: RefSeq, a predicted model, not a curated record